Clonostachys solani is the source of this 582-nucleotide messenger RNA. The record is from the annotation of a GenBank genome assembly. NCBI's taxonomy places the organism in Eukaryota, Fungi, Ascomycota, Sordariomycetes, Hypocreales, Bionectriaceae.
AUGGCCAACUACAACGCAGCUUUUGAGCACCUCAUCGCAGAAUAUCGAAAGAAUCGCCCUCUCCUCACCAUCAACAACAUCUCUUUCAAAGCUACCCGGGCUGAAUUCGAGACCGCCGCUCGCGAAAAGUGUCGCAACCCCGACGCCUUGAUUUUUUUCUGGCCCCCAACUGAAUACAGCAACUUAAGACACAAGGGUUGCGUGCACCUGGGGCUUGAAACUCGCGAUCAUGCCACCAAACAGCAAGAACCACAGCCCCUGGACGGUAAAAUUCCCAUUCAAACCAUUUUGGCGGCCGCAUCAACUCCAGCAUUGGCACCCGCCCCAGCGUUUACGGUCACUUCGGCUCCAGUACUUCCCACCUUCGCUCCAGUUGAGGCUGCGGUCCCUCCUACCUCGCAAUACACAAAUGCUUCAACGCAAACCGACCAAAGUCAACAGCGCUGUUGCGAACACCGCUGUUCCAAUGAAACAACAGCUCCAAGCGAGCCUAACACUGUCAGUUGGGACAUGGGUUUCGGUUCCUAUUUUGGAAUCAAGGCAGAAGAUUGGGAGGAUCUUGAUGAAUUUAUGGACGACUAG